Leishmania mexicana MHOM/GT/2001/U1103 is the source of this 1977-nucleotide messenger RNA. Its product is annotated as putative glucose-regulated protein 78. The transcript has a single exon. Gene Ontology annotation, biological process: protein refolding; cellular response to unfolded protein; endoplasmic reticulum unfolded protein response. Gene Ontology annotation, molecular function: ATP hydrolysis activity; ATP-dependent protein folding chaperone; misfolded protein binding. NCBI's taxonomy places the organism in Eukaryota, Euglenozoa, Kinetoplastea, Trypanosomatida, Trypanosomatidae. The record is from RefSeq and is a predicted model, not a curated record. Gene Ontology annotation, cellular component: membrane; endoplasmic reticulum chaperone complex; endoplasmic reticulum lumen. The coding region runs from base 1 to 1977 and encodes 658 amino acids.
AUGACGCGGAAAGACAGCCUAACACUCAUGGCCGUGUGCCUCGUGUCCGCCAUACUGGUAGUGUCGGCUGCGGCUGCCCCUGAUGGCACCGGCAAGGUGGAGUCGCCGUGCAUCGGCGUCGACCUUGGUACGACGUACUCGGUCGCUGGUGUUUGGCAGAAGGGUGAGGUCCACAUCAUCACGAAUGAGAUGGGUAACCGCAUCACCCCGUCUGUGGUCGCCUUCACCGACGCGGAGCGUCUGGUCGGCGAUGGUGCGAAGAAUCAGCUGCCGCAGAACCCGGAGAACACCAUCUACGCCAUCAAGCGUCUCAUCGGCCGCAAGUACGCCGACCCCACCGUUCAGAAUGACAAGAAGCUGCUCUCGUACCACAUUGUGGCGGACACGAGUGGCAAGCCGCUCGUGCAGGUGACGGUCAAGGGCCAGCCGAAGCGGUUCACGCCGGAGGAGGUGAGCGCCAUGGUGCUGCAAAAGAUGAAGGAGAUCUCCGAGACCUUCCUCGGCGAGAAGGUGAAGAACGCCGUCGUGACGGUGCCAGCGUACUUUAAUGAUGCGCAGCGCCAGGCAACGAAGGACUCCGGUAAGAUCGCCGGCCUUAACGUCGUCCGCAUCAUCAACGAGCCCACAGCGGCGGCCAUAGCGUACGGGCUCAACAAGGCUGGCGAGAAGAACAUCCUGGUCUUCGACCUCGGUGGCGGCACGUUCGAUGUGUCCCUGCUGACCAUCGACGAGGGUUUCUUCGAGGUGGUCGCUACGAACGGUGAUACCCACCUUGGUGGUGAGGACUUCGAUAAUAACAUGAUGAAGUUUUUCGUGGACGGCCUCAAGCGCAGGCACAACGUCGAUAUCUCGAAUGACCAGAAGGCUCUGGCCCGUCUGCGCAAGGCAUGCGAGGCUGCGAAGCGUCAGUUGUCGUCUCACCCUGAGGCGCGCGUAGAGGUUGACAGCCUUGUCGAGGGCCACGACUUCAGCGAGAAGAUCACGCGGGCCAAGUUCGAGGAGCUGAACAUGGCCCUCUUCAAGAACACGCUUGUGCCCGUGCAGAAAGUGCUGGAGGAUGCAAAGCUGAAGAAGAGUGACAUCGACGAGAUCGUCCUGGUCGGCGGCUCGACCCGAAUUCCGAAGGUGCAGCAGCUCAUCAAGGACUUCUUCAGCGGCAAGGAGCCAAAUAAGGGCAUCAACCCCGACGAGGCCGUCGCAUACGGCGCUGCGGUGCAGGCGGCCGUGCUGACGGGCGAGAGCGAGGUGGGCGGCAAGGUCGUGCUCGUCGAUGUGAUUCCCUUGUCUCUCGGCAUCGAGACCGUUGGCGGAGUCAUGACGAAGCUGAUCGAGCGCAACACGCAGAUCCCGACCAAGAAGAGCCAGAUCUUCUCCACCUAUCAGGACAACCAGCCCAGCGUGCUGAUCCAGGUCUUCGAGGGCGAGCGCGGGAUGACGAAGGACAACCGCCUGCUUGGCAAGUUCGACCUCUCCGGCAUCCCGCCGGCGCCGCGAGGCGUGCCGCAGAUCGAGGUUGCCUUUGAUGUGGACGAGAACAGCAUCCUGCAGGUGACGGCCAGCGACAAGUCCUCUGGAAAGCGGGAGGAGAUCACCAUCACUAACGACAAGGGCCGCCUCAGCGAGGAGGAGAUCGAGCGCAUGGUGCGCGAGGCCGCCCAGUUCGAGGAUGAGGACCGCAAGGUGCGCGAACGUGUCGAAGCGAAGAACUCGCUGGAGAGCAUCGCGUACUCCCUUCGCAACCAGAUCAACGACAAGGACAAGCUUGGUGAAAAGCUCGGGGCGGACGACAAGAAGGCAGUUGAAGAGGCCGUGAAGGAGGCGCUCAACUUUGUCGACGAGAACCCCAAUGCAGACCGUGAGGACUUCGAGGCUGCACGCACGAAGCUGCAGAGUGUGACGAACCCCAUCAUUCAGAAGGUAUACCAGGCCGCCGGCGGCUCAAGUGCAGAGGAGGCGGACGCGAUGGAUGACUUGUAG